Molecule: messenger RNA, 387 nt
Organism: Dichomitus squalens LYAD-421 SS1
Lineage: Eukaryota; Fungi; Basidiomycota; Agaricomycetes; Polyporales; Polyporaceae
Product: 40S ribosomal protein S26
Exons: 3
Biological process (GO): translation
Cellular component (GO): ribosome; cytosolic small ribosomal subunit
Molecular function (GO): structural constituent of ribosome; mRNA binding
Source: RefSeq, a predicted model, not a curated record
AACAACGGCCGCAACAAGAAUGGACGCGGCCACGUGAGUUUUGUGCGCUGCUCAAACUGCUCGCGAUGCGUCCCCAAGGACAAGGCUAUCAAGCGAUUCACUGUCCGUAACAUGGUUGAGACGGCGGCGGUGCGUGAUAUCAGCGAGGCUAGCGUGUACCAUGGCAAGUUUCACUUGUUCUCAUACUACGUCAUUCCCAAGCUCUACAUCAAAAUUGCGUACUGUGUUUCGUGCGCCAUCCACUCUCAUGUCGUCCGUGUUCGUUCGCGUGAGGGUCGCCGUAACCGUGCGCCCCCUCCCCGUGUCCGGUGGAAGGAUGGCAAGAAGGUCAACCCUGCUGUCGCUGCUGCCGAGGAGGCUAAGGCUGCCGCUGCACGGGGGCAAUAG